This is a messenger RNA of Hydra vulgaris (swiftwater hydra), 537 nucleotides long. The record is from RefSeq and is a predicted model, not a curated record. NCBI's taxonomy places the organism in Eukaryota, Metazoa, Cnidaria, Hydrozoa, Anthoathecata, Hydridae.
GCCCACAUUACCUGCAUAUGUCCUAGGGAGAGAAAAAUACCAAUAAAUGAACUGGUUUAUAUAAAAGCCCAACGAGAAAAGAUUGGAUCUUUAAGUUUAUAUUAACUUGGGCCUGCUGAUUUGAUGGAGUCCAAAAAGUUCAAAAAAGUACAAAGUUGCAAACGAAGAAGAGAAGAAGAAAAACAAAUGAGAGAAAAAAAACACACUAAUCAAAAAGAAAAUAAUACGCAAUAUGAACAAGAUAACAAACAUGAAAAUUAUGAAGAGAAAUCUAAUGAAAAUGAGAUUUUUUCUUUUCAAAAGCCUUGUACAAAAUAUUUAAAAAAAUCUAGAAAUUGUGAAGAUAUCUCUAAUAUUGCAUUGGCCAGUAUUCGAUAUGGUGUUGGUUUAAGAGCAACUGCAGCCAUAGCUACUGCAGCAUGGGUAGAUGGAGGACUUGUAUCCCAAAGUGACACUAGAUUAAUAAUAGAUCACAGUAAAGUUCGGAGAGCUAGGGAUAAAGUCAUGAAUGAAGUUGCUGUUCAGUUUGAUGAUUGA